This is a messenger RNA of Hemiscyllium ocellatum (epaulette shark), 1569 nucleotides long. RefSeq names its product ICOS ligand-like. The record is from RefSeq and is a predicted model, not a curated record. Bases 166 to 981 code for a protein of 271 amino acids. The transcript has 6 exons. Gene Ontology annotation, cellular component: external side of plasma membrane. Gene Ontology annotation, biological process: negative regulation of T cell proliferation; positive regulation of T cell proliferation; immune response. NCBI's taxonomy places the organism in Eukaryota, Metazoa, Chordata, Chondrichthyes, Orectolobiformes, Hemiscylliidae.
AGCUGACAUCAGAUGCAGAAACCCAUGUUCUGUUCCUGUGUGUGGCCUGUCUCUCUCUUUCGGUGAUUACCCUGUGGUGUUGCUGCUGUUUAGGGAAGCCAGCGUUUUACAGCCUAAAACGCCAGAGAGUUAACCCUUGCAUCUGUUCUGCGUGCAUUAAAAGAAAUGGAACUGCGAAUGAAGGUGGCAUUGUCCCUCAGCCUCUGGCUGGUAGGCCUCAGCACCAUAUCAGCUUCUGCUUGCAAUGGGGUUCAGGAACAGAACGUGACGGGCCAGUUCGGGGGUCAGGUGAUCUUGCCGUGUUACCAGAAUGGUGCCAAGCGGGUGUACUGGCAGACGGAGGCUGACAGUGAGGUGGAACUGGUGAACACGUUUUGCGCUGGAGCGCCGUCGGCGUGUGGCAACAUCAACGUCCGCUACGUCAACCGCUCACACUUCCUUGACGACCCACGGAAGGGUAACUUCACCCUCCGUCUCACGGCGCUCAGUCCCCACGAUGAGCUGACCUAUCUGUGCGUGACGCAGGAUCCGGUCCGGUGUUACAGGUUCCACAUAAAUAUCGAAGCACAGCCACGUUUGCUAAAGAUUAGUCUCCCAGCAAAGUCAGUUCAUUCACCGGGAGAAGAGGUGAAGCUGAUCUGUACAGUCACAGGUGCAUACCCGAAACCACAGCUGACAUGGGUGAACACCAGGAAUAAUGCAACCCUCCCACAGAGCCGAGUGAGCACGAGAGAAGAGGAGGGCGCAGACGGACUGUACAAUGUGACGAGCACGCUGAGAUUACAGCCAAAUAACCACGAUCCCAUCAUCUGUCAAACCAUCAACAACAGGACCGGACAGGUCACUCAGUCAGACACAUACACAGGGGCUAAAAAUAGUGGACCAUUAUAUACACGCGGUGCUGGCUCAAUACUUCACACAUGUCUGCUCGUAAUCGGAAUCACCAUCUUCACUCAAUCCUUCCUUUCACUGACUCUCUGACAGUGCCCACUCCCUCAGCGCUGACCCUCCGACAGUGCCCACUCCCACAGUGCUGACCCUCCGACAGUGCCCACUCCCUCAGCGUUGACCCUCCGACAGUGCCCACUCCCACAGUGCUGACCCUCCGACAGUGCCCACUCCCUCAGCGUUGACCCCCCGACAGUGCCCACUCCCUCAGCGCUGACCCUCCGACAGUGUGGCCCUCCCUCAGCACUGACCCUCUGACAGUGCCCACUCCAUCAGCACUGAACCUCCGACAGUGCCCAUUCCCUCAGCACUGACCCUCUGACAGUGCGGCACUCGCUCAGCACUGACCCUCUGACAGUGCUCACUCCCUCAGCACUGACCCUCUGACAGUGCCCAUUCGCUCAGCACUGACUCUCUGACAGUGCCCACUCCCUCAGCACUGACCCUCGGACAGUGCCCAUUCCCUCAGCACUGACCCUCUGACAGUGCGGUGCUCCCUCAGCAAUGACCCUCGGACAGUGCGGUGCUCCCUCAGCACUGACCCUCCGACAGUGCGGCGCUCCCUCAGCACUGACCCUCCGACAGUGCCCAUUCCCUCAGCACUGACCCUCCGACAGUGCG